Cucumis sativus (cucumber) is the source of this 1071-nucleotide messenger RNA. Its product is annotated as vesicle-associated membrane protein 722. Gene Ontology annotation, cellular component: membrane. The record is from RefSeq and is a predicted model, not a curated record. The transcript has 5 exons. Bases 163 to 822 code for a protein of 219 amino acids. Gene Ontology annotation, biological process: vesicle-mediated transport. Lineage: Eukaryota; Viridiplantae; Streptophyta; Magnoliopsida; Cucurbitales; Cucurbitaceae.
AUUCAACCCCUCCCUUCUCCAUUGACUUCAUUUCCCCCCGCCACGCCAAUUCCUACUUUCAUUUCUUCUUCUUCUUCAACUUCCCCUUUCAUUUCACCUCAACAACUCAUAAUACAUCCUCUCUGAUCUCUCCAACCGCCCGCUUCUUCUGCUUCUUCAAUCAUGGCGCAGAAGUCUUUGAUUUACAGUUUCGUUGCUCGAGGAACGGUGAUUCUCGCCGACUACUCCGAUUUCUCCGGUAACUUCACUAAUAUCGCUUUUCAAUGCCUCCAACGACUUCCUGCUUCCAACAACAGGUUCACUUAUACCUGCGAUGGCCAUACCUUCAAUUACCUUCUCAACAAUGGAUUCACAUAUUGUGUAGUUGCAGUUGAGGCUGCAGGAAGACAAGUUCCAAUGGCGUGCCUUGAGCGAAUAAAAGAAGACUUCGACAGGAGAUAUGGGGGAGGAAAAGCAUCAGUUGCUGUUGCCAAGAGUCUGAACAAGGAAUUUGGACCUAAAAUGAAGGGUCAUAUGCAAUACUGUGUAGAUCAUCCUGAAGAAAGCAGUAAGCUAAUGCAAGUGAAGGCUCAGGUUUCUGAUGUAAAAGCUGUAAUGAUAGAGAACAUUGACAAGAUUAUGGAACGAGGUACUAAGAUCGAGGACUUGGUAGAUAAGACCGAGAAUCUUCGUUCACAGGCUAAAGAAUUCCAGACAAAUGGAACCCAAAUAAAGAAGAAGAUGUGGUACCAAAAUAUGAAGAUAAAAUUGAUAGUGUUCUCUAUCCUCAUUAUCUUGGCUUUGAUCAUCGUUUUGUCCAUUUGCCGAGGUUUUAACUGCUAAUUAAAACCCUCUAAAUAUUGAUCAAAAUUGCUAUUGUCCCAAAUGCCAUAAUUAUUGCAAGCUGCCUUUGCUGUUUAUGGCUGAGGGCUCUUUUGUUUUUUCAGGUCCAUUUUACUAUUAUUGUAUAGUGUUGCUUUGGAUUGAUUUAAUGGCAUCGUGUUUAUGGUUAAAGUAUAUAUAGCUACAUAAUUUGUAAGAAUAGAAUUUUAUAAAGUACUAGAUGAUGAUCAGUAAUUUAUUAUAUCAAAA